UUUCCCUCCACACUCACUCAGUCACUGAUUAGGGUUUCGUGAAUCAAAUCAAUCCGACUACAAUCUCAGUUUAAAUUUCCAGAUUCAAGAGUUUCGCAGUUGUGUGGUUGUUUGUUGUGUGAAUUACUGAAGCAUGGAUCAAAGGAAAUUUGAGGAGAGUGAUCAGAAUGUGUUGGGUUUUAAGUGUGAAAAAAUUAUAAAUGGAGAAGAGAAAGGUGCCCUUGUGCAAAAACAAGGAAAUGCUGGAAGCCAGAAUUUUGAAAUGAAGAUUGCAGCUCCGACACCAGAGAAAACAAGUGAGCCUUCACGUACUAAGGUCAAAGAGGACGGAAUUAAACAUCUAGAAAAAUAUAAUGCACUGGUAGAGAUCUUCGAUUCUAUGACUUGUUCAUUGAGGUUGCUUAGCCUGCGCAAAAAAUCUCCAACUUUUCAAAAUAUUUCGACUCAGGUGGAAGUAUUAACAAAAAGAAAGAUCUCAUUGAAGCAUCUUGCACAGAUAAAGUACAUACUUCCUGAAGCCAUACAAGUCGAUAAUAUCCUUGUGCAUGACAAGAAAACCUUGUGCAUGAAGCCAGAUAUGAAAAUUUCGUUGCUAUUUGAUGUCAUAGAAGGCCACUCUGAACACUCAGAUUUUAUAGCCCUGCAUCAAGUUUUUGCUUCUAGGCUUUUGAAUUAUUUUAGUGCGCAUCCUGAGGCUGAUGACAUUCCAGAGACUAUAUUGCCAGAGCCAUUUGGCCGAAGAAGUCUGGCUUCUUUGGAGAACAAGGUUGCUGAAGUUCCAGAGGAACUUGAGUCUAUAUGUGAACAAAGUCAGACAACUGCUCUUGAGCAGUUCCCUGUUGAUUCUUUAGGAUCUCUGCCUAGUUCUAUUGAGACUGAGAUGUUGUCAAUGUCAUGUCUUCUACAUCCAUCUUUCUGCAGACAUUUCUCUAGGAAAAGUGUUGCUUCAGCGUUUCUGUCUUCCACCACAUCAGAUUAUCUGAAUAAUCAAUUUGUUAGAACUUGGCAAUCAGAAGAGUGCCCUGUUGAUCAUCAGACUAAUGAAAAAAGCAAUCAACAGAUGAAGUUGCCUUUUACAUGUUCCAAAUCCUCAAUUGUUAAUCCUCCUUUCCGGCUGAUAAGUCCUCAGUGCUCAGUUACUUCUGAUGCUUGUGACAGCCCACAGCAAAAGCUUGCCUUGCCUGCUGAUAGUUUGCUCAUAGAAACGCCUGCACAGGUGACUCCGAAGAGAUCAAUGCCCAGUUGUAAUGACAAGCUUAAGGCUAUGACCACCCAAAAUUGCAAAUCUCAUUAUAAGCCUGCAAAAAGGUCUUUAGACUUUUCAUAUUUAGAAGGGGAGGAAAGUGUACUGGACUCUGCUGGGGUGUCAACAUACAACUACAAUGAUUCAGAUUAUGACAUCCCUAAGGCUCUAGAAGUAGAAACAAAAGAAUUUAUUGAGGAAGGGGGUGUCGUUGGUUCUCCUGAAGUACUUGAAAAGGUAAAGGGGAGCCUUGGCGAAGUUGGGGAUUGCAAAAUGAGUCAAACAGGUUUAGCAGUAGACCAGCAAAUAUCUGUUUGUCUGGCUGACCUGGUUGCUGUGAUUCACCAGAUCUUUCAGUCAGUCAACCGUGCUUCAAUCACAAAACAGGAACUUGUACACAAGAUAAUUAUGAAUAAUUUGGAUAUCAUUGAGAGAAGAGAGGUUGAAGAUCAGAUUGAGCAUCUUGAAAAAAUGGUUCCAGAUUGGAUUUGCAGGAAGCAGGCACCUGGUGGAGAUAUCAUGUACAACAUCAAGAAAGUUUCAGAUUUGGCAUCAGUUCAGGCAAGGCUUUGUUAGCACAUUACUAGAUUGUCAAAGGGGCCAUGUACAGAUGGAAAGGAGGUAUUUGGUCAUCCCGUUCGACAAAAAAUUAUAUAUGUAUGUAUUAUAUUCUUAAUGUAUAAUGCCUUGUUCACUUCAUUUCUUCUUUUUCUUAAUGGGACUGAUGUUGGAGUAUCCUUAUCAACUACUCCUAUAAAAUGACCCAUCUUUUGGUGUAUCAUUUUCUUACUAAUUACAGUUUUGAGUUUAAAUAUUUACGAUGCAGUGGUUGUAUUUUAU
This is a messenger RNA of Pistacia vera, 2083 nucleotides long. Its product is annotated as CDT1-like protein a, chloroplastic. Bases 134 to 1819 code for a protein of 561 amino acids. The record is from RefSeq and is a predicted model, not a curated record. Lineage: Eukaryota; Viridiplantae; Streptophyta; Magnoliopsida; Sapindales; Anacardiaceae. Gene Ontology annotation, biological process: mitotic cell cycle; DNA replication preinitiation complex assembly; DNA replication checkpoint signaling. Gene Ontology annotation, molecular function: DNA binding; DNA polymerase binding. The transcript has 9 exons. Gene Ontology annotation, cellular component: nucleus.